ACGUAUUACAUUCAUGCAAAACUCAACUUGCAAAAAAAAAUAAAAAAAUAAAUAAAUAACAAAAACUUCCUACAUUCUAAAGAUGAAUUGCUAUAAUUUAUGCUUUGUUUUCCUGUCUUUUUCUUUUCUAUUCACUUUUGUUACUCCUGCUUUGUUGUUUCAGGGAUUCAACUGGGAUUCAUGGAAUAUGAAAGGAGGAUUGUACAACUUUUUAAGUCGCUCGGCUGAUGAUUUGGCUAGAGCUGGAGUAACCCAUGUCUGGCUUCCUCCUCCAAGUCAUUCAGUUUCGCCACAAGGAUACUUACCUGGAAGAUUAUACGAUCUUGAUGCAUCAAAAUACGGAAAUCAAAUGGAAUUAAAGAGACUAAUCAACACUUUUCAUCAAAAAGGGAUAAAAAGUGUUGCAGAUAUUGUGAUCAAUCACAGAACAGCAGAACACAAAGAUGGAAGAGGUAUAUACUGCAUGUUUGAAGGAGGAACUUCCGACAAUCGCUUAGAUUGGGGCCCAUGGGCUAUUUGUCGAGAUGAUACCCAAUACUCAGACGGGUCGGGUAAUCUGGAUACGGGUGAUGGGUAUGCAGCGGCCCCAGAUAUCGAUCAUCUAAACCCAAGAGUACAAAAAGAAUUAAUUGAUUGGAUGAAUUGGCUUAAAUCCGAAAUCGGGUUUGAUGGGUGGAGAUUAGAUUUUGUAAAGGGGUAUUCAACUAGUAUUACUAAAAUGUAUAUGCAACAAACUAAACCAGAUUUUGUAGUUGGAGAAUUAUGGGAUUCGAUUACUUAUCUAAAUGGAGCCCCGGAUUAUAAUCAAGAUGGGCAUAGAAAUGAGUUGGCCCGAUGGGUCGAUGCUUCGGGUAGUGGUGUUGUUUCUGCCUUUGAUUUUACUACUAAAGGAAUUCUUCAAUAUGCUGUGGAUGAUCAAUGGUGGAGGAUGAAGGAUUCUAAUGGUAGACCAAGUGGACUUAUUGGGAUUUCCCCUAAAAAUGCUGUUACUUUUAUUGAUAAUCAUGAUACUGGUUCUAGUCAAAAGCUUUGGGCUUUUCCUGCUGAUAAAGUCAUGCUUGGAUAUGCCUAUAUUCUUACUCAUCCCGGAAUUCCAACAAUAUUCUAUGACCAUUUCUUUGAUUGGGGAUUGAAGGAAGAAAUAAUAAAAUUGACGUCAAUAAGAACAAGAAAUGGGAUACAUGAAACGAGUAAUGUCAAUAUAAUGGCCAGUGAUGCAGAUAUGUAUGUGGCGAUGAUUGAUCAGAAAGUAAUUGUGAAAAUUGGAUCAAAAUUUGAUACAGGCAAUCUUAUUCCACCGAAUUACAAAAUGGUGACAUAUGGAAAGAAUUAUUGUGUGUGGGAGAAGCAAGGCUAGAUAAUCUUCAUAAUGCGUUUUUUUUAAAAAUUGACUUGUAACUCUUUUUAAGAAAAAUGUUGCAAUUGUAUUCAAAAUCAUUAAUCAAUAUAUGCAUUGUGUUUCUUAGCAAAAAUUUAAUCUUAUUUUCUUAAAGCCAAUUUACCUAACUGUAAUUUAAUUAUCAUAUUAACUGUGAUUUAAUUAUCAUAU
Molecule: messenger RNA, 1549 nt
Organism: Amaranthus tricolor (Joseph's coat)
Lineage: Eukaryota; Viridiplantae; Streptophyta; Magnoliopsida; Caryophyllales; Amaranthaceae
Product: alpha-amylase-like
Exons: 4
Coding region: 83-1357 (424 amino acids)
Biological process (GO): carbohydrate metabolic process
Molecular function (GO): alpha-amylase activity; calcium ion binding
Source: RefSeq, a predicted model, not a curated record